Bufo gargarizans (Asiatic toad) is the source of this 1413-nucleotide messenger RNA. Its product is annotated as formin-2-like. Lineage: Eukaryota; Metazoa; Chordata; Amphibia; Anura; Bufonidae. The record is from RefSeq and is a predicted model, not a curated record. The transcript is spliced from 2 exons. Bases 74 to 1111 code for a protein of 345 amino acids.
GGUUGUGAUGAGUCCUUUGCUGUAGUCACAUGGAGGGUAGUGAUGUCAUCAGGUUGCAGGUCCCUCUAAACACAUGGCACGUUGUGACCCUCCUUCAGAGAAAAGACACGCCCACUUGCUGGCACAAGGCUUUGAACCUAUAGUAUAUAUACGGUAUAUACAUGACUCUGACCCUCGCUCUCCUGGGUACAUAUACGGUAUAUACAUGUAUCCGCCCCUCGCUCUCCUGGGUAUAUACAUGUAUCCGCCCCUCGCUCUCCUGGGUAUAUACAUGUAUCCGCCCCUCGCUCUCCUGGGUAUAUACAUGUAUCCGCCCCUCGCUCUCCUGGGUAUAUACAUGUAUCCGCCCCUCGCUCUCCUGGGUAUAUACAUGUAUCCGCCCCUCGCUCUCCUGGGUAUAUACAUGUAUCCGCCCCUCGCUCUCCUGGGUAUAUACAUGUAUCCGCCCCUCGCUCUCCUGGGUAUAUACAUGUAUCCGCCCCUCUCUCUCCUGGGUAUAUACAUGUAUCCGCCCCUCUCUCUCCUGGGUAUAUACAUGUAUCCGCCCCUCUCUCUCCUGGGUAUAUACAUGUAUCCGCCCCUCUCUCUCCUGGGUAUAUACAUGUAUCCACCCCUCUCUCUCCUGGGUAUAUACAUGUAUCCGCCCCUCGCUCUCCUGGGUAUAUACAUGUAUCCGCCCCUCGCUCUCCUGGGUAUAUACAUGUAUCCGCCCCUCGCUCUCCUGGGUAUAUACACAUGUAUCCGCCCCGCUCUCCUGGGUAUAUACACAUGUAUCCGCCCCUCGCUCUCCUGGGUAUAUACACAUGUAUCCGCCCCUCGCUCUCCUGGGUAUAUACACAUGUAUCCGCCCCUCGCUCUCCUGGGUAUAUACACAUGUAUCCGCCCCUCGCUCUCCUGGGUAUAUACACAUGUAUCCGCCCCUCGCUCUCCUGGGUAUAUACACAUGUAUCCGCCCCUCGCUCUCCUGGGUAUAUACACAGUCCAUGCAGUGAACAUCCUUUGUUUAUUUCAGCCAUUAUCUGCCCCCUAUAGUCCUGCGCCCCCUCCCAGUGCCCCACAUCCCACCCUUCAGGCCUCGCUCUGGUCUCACUGCCCCCCCCAUCCUCAGUAGGGCCGGGUUGGGGUACUCGGGUUCCUCUAUGGCUCUCUCCCCAAACUUCAUCUUCAGCAGCUCCACGUGGCGAUUUGGGGCUUGAACUAAAGCCCCGGCGAACGGCAGCAUCUGCAGGGGCCGGAGGAAGCGCUCUGGGAACUCAAUGUCCUGCGGGUGACCAGUCCAGGAGUCCCGGGUCAUCAGCCCAUCCCGGGGGUAGAAGGGCCACAGGUCCACAUGGAGGUGGUUGGUCUGACUGUACUGCACCCUGAAGAAGUCGCCCUCCACGGCCCGCUCCCACACAAAGCCCUCCUCAUCUA